AUGAGCCUCGACAAGGAGGUGCCCGUACACGAGAGCAGCGCACGUCUACCCUGCAUGCUCGUCAACCUGUUCAUGGUUCAUCCACUUGGCGCUGGGUGUGCCAACUGCCAAGGCCACGGUAUCAAUACUACUGCUAUUACUGUACUCACUGUAGUUGUACAUGUCGAUGCGCACGAACCCUAUCCGUCCUGCCCUACCCUGGAGAAAGCAUUUGACCUCGAGCAUGACAGGACUUGCGCAGCAGAGGCAAUGCAGGAAUCGAUCAUGGCCAUCCUUGCCUCUUCUAUUCAUCUCGCGACCCAUCGUCCGUUCCAUCCCGUCGGCCCCCUCUUUCGGCUUGCCGUGGCGAUGAAGCGGUCACGAGAGCCGGACGAAGACCCGAAUUCAGAGACGGCCCUGGGACUGGAUCCCACGACCGAACAGCUACCCUCCAAAAUAUUGGGCGUCGUGGAAUCAGAGGAACCCAAAGGCGUCGAGGACGAUACGACGGCCAUGAGAUGCUCACUACCUCCUCACUCGUCACCCGUUCUUUUCAAUACGUUUGGACAGUAUGAAUUGCACUUUCGCCAGUUUCACACCAACCAAUGUCUCGAAUGUCACAGAAACUUUCCGUCCGACCACCUUCUCGGCGUCCACAUCGAGGAAUGGCACGACCCCAUCGUAAGAGUCCGCAGGGAAAAGGGCGAGCACACCUAUAGCUGCUUCGUCGAUGGCUGCGAACGCAAGUGCUUGACCCAUCAGAAGCGCAGGAUGCACAUGAUCGACAAGCACGCCUACCCAAGGAACUUCUUCUUCGCCGUCACCAAAGAUGGCAUCGAUGGGAGACGAUCGCUGCUCGUUGAGCACAGUCGCCGCAGGGCCCGGCCAUCGGCGGGCAUGCUGUCCGCGGAGACGACCCGUCCACGAGGCACCCUGGACGAGUCCCCCCCCGCCAACAACGAACACGGCCAACCGGCAAUUCCUGGCAAAGCAACCGUGAAUCCGAAGCCGCAUGGGCCAGGCGAGGCGGAAAUGGACGACGCAGAUGUGGCGAGUAUUACGGGCGCCAUGUCCGCGCUGCAGUUCGUCCCUCCCAGCGUCCGAUUCGGUCGGGGCCGUGCCGCUGGCUUCGCACGGAGAUAG
This is a messenger RNA of Drechmeria coniospora, 1122 nucleotides long. RefSeq names its product C2H2 type zinc finger domain protein. Bases 1 to 1122 code for a protein of 373 amino acids. NCBI's taxonomy places the organism in Eukaryota, Fungi, Ascomycota, Sordariomycetes, Hypocreales, Ophiocordycipitaceae. The transcript is spliced from 3 exons. The record is from RefSeq and is a predicted model, not a curated record.